GUUUCAAAGAGGGCAACGAGCAAGCAGUAACCAUGCACAAGAUCAGAGGCGUUGUCACUGAGCGUAGCCUCCUCAUGCUCCUCCAGUGGCUGUACCUCAAUCGUAUCGAGUUUCCAUCGCAGAUCCAAGGAAGAUGCAUCAAUGCGUACAUCGAAAUGGCUCGACUGGCGGACAUGUGGCGCAUCACAGGCAUGGAACAACUUCUGGCUGAUAAGAUCAAGACCAUCAUUACCAGCUCUAUUCCCCGAGUUAACCUAUCCUGUGCCGGAGGAGAAAACGGAAAGAUUCGUCUCCUGACUUCUAGCCAUAUUAAGUCGGCCUCGAUGUUGUUCAAGGGUCAUCCAGUCCGCUCUCUUAUUGCUGAGGCUUCGGCCGGUCCCUUCAUUCUCAUGGAGAAUUUCAAGUUCGCCAGAGAGCUUCGUGAAAACGCCAAUUAUGCUGGUGACCUGCUUGACGAACUGAAGGAUUUGAUCAAAGGGCAGGUUAAGGAUAAGAGAGUCAUCACUCCCUACACCCUUCAUUAUUGGAAGAAUUCUUGAUUGGGUGAAUGAUACCUCUUAGGAAGCACGAGGGGAUUU
Molecule: messenger RNA, 578 nt
Organism: Aspergillus neoniger CBS 115656
Lineage: Eukaryota; Fungi; Ascomycota; Eurotiomycetes; Eurotiales; Aspergillaceae
Exons: 1
Coding region: 33-539 (168 amino acids)
Source: RefSeq, a predicted model, not a curated record